AAUAAUAAUAAUAAUAAUAAUAAUAAUAAUAAUAAUAAUAAUAAUAAUAAUAAUAAUAAUAAUAAUAAUAAUAAUAAUAAUAAUAAUAAUAAUAAUAAUAAUAAUAAUAAUAAUAAUAAUAAUAAUAAUAAUAAUAAUAAUAAUAAUAAUAAUAAUAAUAAUAAUAAUAAUCAUAAUAAUAAUAAUAAUAAUAAUAAUAAUAAUAAUAAUAAUAAUAAUAAUAAUAAUAAUAAUAAUAAUAAUAAUAAUAAUAAUAAUAAUAAUAAUAAUAAUAAUAAUAAUAAUAAUAAUAAUAAUAAUAAUAAUAAUAAUAAUAAUAAUAAUAAUAAUAAUAAUAAUAAUAAUAAUAAUAAUAAUAAUAAUAAUAAUAAUAAUAAUAAUAAUAAUAAUAAUAAUAAUAAUAAUAAUAAUAAUAAUAAUAAUAAUAAUAAUAAUAAUAAUAAUAAUAAUAAUAAUAAUAAUAAUAAUAAUAAUAAUAAUAAUAAUAAUAAUAAUAAUAAUAAUAAUAAUAAUAAUAAUAAUAAUAAUAAUAAUAAUAAUAAUAAUAAUAAUAAUAAUAAUAAUAAUAAUAAUAAUAAUAAUAAUAAUAAUAAUAAUAAUAAUAAUAAUAAUAAUAAUAAUAAUAAUAAUAAUAAUAAUAAUAAUAAUAAUAAUAAUAAUAAU
Sabethes cyaneus is the source of this 663-nucleotide messenger RNA. RefSeq lists its product as uncharacterized. The transcript is spliced from 2 exons. NCBI's taxonomy places the organism in Eukaryota, Metazoa, Arthropoda, Insecta, Diptera, Culicidae. The record is from RefSeq and is a predicted model, not a curated record. The annotation marks the transcript as partial.